Molecule: messenger RNA, 3190 nt
Organism: Closterium sp. NIES-67
Lineage: Eukaryota; Viridiplantae; Streptophyta; Zygnematophyceae; Desmidiales; Closteriaceae
Source: the annotation of a GenBank genome assembly
UAUUAUCAAGGCUGGUGCUCUGUACUGACAGAACUGAAGUGAUGUGGAUGGAAUGAUGGAAUGAGACGGACAUGACAGAAAGCACAGCCGUUUAUUACGCACUCCUCACCUCGCAUGAGUCAUAAAUGGAAUGCGCUUCCCCCUGGUUUUGCUAUAAGUUUCUCCAAACGUUACAUGUUGAGAAACAAAAUACGGAGAUUGUGGUUGGCAUCACUGCAGGCUGAGCCGAGAAUUACUUACUGUGAAAUUGUGGUAGAAGAAAAUUAUUAGUCACAGUUACCGUGGAUUCCGGGCCUUAGGUACCGCCAGUACUAUAGGCGGCGAUGGCUUUCUUAGAGGCUCGCCGUUCGUUCGAUCGUGCGCUGGCGUCGGACACGUGGACGGACCCCGCUAUAGUCGCAAGUGCCGUUAGAAGGCAGUUAGGUCUGUCGGAUACUGUAGAUGCAGCUGCUGCCACGUCAGCAGGAAGGGAGGGAGCUACGGCGUCAGCAGUGGGAAAUGGGACGCGAGGACAUAUAGAAAAUGCAGCAGAAAUGCUAGAGCAAGUAGCUGAAGGGAUAGGAAACGGAGACGCUACUAACGGGGACAUAUCCGAUGGAGGGGGAGCAGGUGCUGAAGAUGUGGAGGUCGUUGGAUGGCCGCUUCGCAGCCAGACGGUUCAGACGGCUUAUCAUAACUCUCCAGAUGGCGGUGCGAAUGGCAGCGGCUCCGCCACAGCAGCUGCAGCCGACCCUCCACCAACUGACCCCCUUCCCCCAUCGGCAACAGCACCGGAAGGAGCUGCGGAUAUAGCAGCUCCAGCAGCAGUAAUAGCAUCCGCAGCAGCAGUAACAGCAUCCGCAGCAGCAGCAACAGCAGCAGCAGCAGCAGCACCGGACGGAGUUGGCCCCCAGCUGAUGCAUGAACAGUACUCGGGCCUGGCGGAAGGCACGGUGUUGGAGAAGGUGGUAACUGCACGGUUACAGGACACGAUGGGCAUGCUGGAGGGGCUGCGCAGUGCAGCGGGCAGCAGCUUUGAGGACAUGGCCAUGCACAGAGAGGAGUCCCGGGCGCACCCUGAGGCGUUUGGGCACAGGGACUGGCGGCUGAAGGAGCAGAGCAAGAGCCACAGAGUGAUGUACCGGCCAGGAUCAGAGGGAGUAGCCUUCCACGAACUCUGCUUGGAGGGCGUGCUCAAAGGCUCCAUGGACACCAUGCUUGCGGUGGCGUGGGAGGCUCCAUUCUUCAUUGACUGGUGGCCGCGCUUCUCCGUGCCGCCAUUCCACAUGCUCGAGUCCAAGUUCGCCAAGAGAAUAGUUCCGGGAUACGAGCUCGUAUACCUGCGCUUCAAGGUGCCGUGGCCGUUGGCCACUCGUGACAUCCUCUAUGUUCUCUUCUCCGUGCACGAUGCUGCCACCGGCUUCAUUGCCACAUCGUUGCUCUCUUUCCCAGAAGACCCAGCUGCUUUUGACCCUGACGCAUACGGUUUCACCAGUGACAGCGUGCCACCUGUCCGCUCAGGGGAGGUCCGCGUGGGGGUGAAGGGCGGAUUUGCCGCCAAGGACCUGGGCAAUGGCUGCUGCUACUUCCGCGGCGUUGCAACUGUCGAUGUGAAGCUGGACCUCGUUCCCUCGUGGCUCAUCAACUUCGCUUCGCGACAGCUGGCAGGGUCUGGUUACCAGCUGAUCCACAACGAGAUAGAGAGUGUGGCUGAAGGCAGCAACAAGGAAGCGGAGAAAUUCCGCAAGCUUCUUGCCUCGGACCCGUUCUACCUCGCUGUGGGGCGCGCCACGCGGGAGCGCGAGGCAGCGGCAGCAGCGGAGGGAGAACGGGCAAAGCAGGAGAGGGAGCAGCUGCAGCAGCAGGGUGAGGCGGAGACUUUCAGGCAGAUUGGGGAGAGGGUGGAGGCGGAGGUGGAGAGGCUGGUUGCUGGGAUGCCAGCAGGGACAGGGAGGGCGGCUGGGAGUGAGAGUGAGGGUGGUGGUGCUGCUGCUGGAGAUGAAGCAGUCAUGAAUGCAGCGGAGGCACUGGCCGGAGCGACUGCUGCGCCUGUGGCUGGGAGUGAGAGCGAGGGUGACGGUGCUGCUGGAGGUGAAGCAGUCAUGAAUGCAGCACAGGCGUUAGUAGAAGCUGCUGCUGCGCCUGUGCCUGCUGUGCCUGUGGCUGCCACACCAGGACCUUCUAAGCCGGCUUCUGCCAUGGCAGUAGCCAAGCCACCUCGCCCUCCUUCUCCCGCAAGACUUGCUGCAGCAGUUACUGCACCACCGCUGGGUGCAGCAGCUGUGGGUGCAGCAGCAGGCUCGCCAGCUGUCCAGUACGGGCAGUUACAGCAGAGAGAUCCAGCGAUCUUCCAUGCGGUUACCACCCUCGAUAGAGCCAUUUCCUUUAUGAGAGCCAGAGCAGCAGCACAGAGGCAGGCAGCAGCUGCUGCUGGUGGUGGUGGAGCAGGCACGGGUGCUGCUGGGUUCCCAGGCCUGAUGCCGCCGAAGCAGGAGGUUUGGAGCUACAGUGGCGAGCUUCGGCCGGCACCUAGGCAGGGUGAAAGCGGAGGAGGUGGGGAUGCUGGGGGGAUUGGUGGGAGUGGGGAGGGAGAGACGGAAGAGAGGGUGUGGAUGCUGACUAGGACAAUAUCAGCGGGCCCUGCAGGUCAUGGGAGUAGUGAAAGGAUUGGGAUCGAAACAGCAAGAUCGGCCGGACAGUCAGUAACAGUAUCAGCAUCGACAGUGGCAGCGGCAGCAGCAGUGGCAGCUACAUCAAAGGAUGGUACAGCAGCAUCGGGGGGGAUAGCAGCGCAGCCUGAUGCAGCCGUGGCAGCACAAGAAGAAGAUGUGGCAGUGUUACCAGCAGGAGCUGCAACACCCCCUCACUCAGCUGGAGAGGUACUGGGAACAGUGGAAAAGCCGGAGGGUGCAGGGGAAAGCAAUGAUGUGCCUGCGCCAGCCACUGGUGCUGCAGAGGUGAGGGAAGGUGCUGAACGGCCAUCGACGGCCCCGAUUGGAUGGAAGGACGGGAGGGAUGAAGCAAGGAGGGCAACGGAGGGAGGGGGGGAUGCUGGCAGCGAGGGUAGCAAGAAGCAGGAUGGGAAGAAGGGUUGGCGAAAGCGGCUCUUGGGUCUGAAGCUUUCCAGAGCCCCACAGUGAAUGACCACACCAGUACGAGUGUUGUGUAGGUACCCAGUACGACAGGUAGAGUAGGUAGGGAUUCAUUAUUG